AUGUCGUUGCCGUUCGUCCCUUAUUCGACGCAAUUUUCGUCUGGUAAAUCAGCCUCGAAGUUGCUCAAAAAGAAGGCUGCUGAAUUUCUAGCAUGCACUAGAACCACGGCAACCCUCUUAGAGAUAAUAGAGUACUUUAAGGAAUGUCUUGCGCGGAAGGCUCCAACGACACCAUGUCUGCUGACAUUGGAAUAUUUGUUCACGGAACUAGUUCGUCGAGGAGAGAUGCGCUCUUUCUCGACAAACGGUGAAGUGCCUUUUGAUAAUGAUCUGCAAGCGAACCACAGACAAUGGCUGCUGGAGCAGUAUACGGAAACGUUCGAGCUAAUCGUUGAAGGAAUAAACCAUGAAAAACAGGUAGAAGCUUCUCAAGCCCUUGCGACUGCGAUGAAACUUCUCGCUGUCGAAUCUCACCAUCAAUCAGACGCUGAGCAGUUUCCAGCGACGAGACUGAAGCAAGUCCUUAUGGCGAUGUUGUCUUCCGAGUGCCUCAAUAAGCAUCUCUUUCAUCGUUUCCUGGAGUAUUCGUCGUAUUUAGAUGUCAUUUACUACUGCUGGAAAGCGGUACCUUCGCUGGUACCGCGUAACAGUGCUCCUAGUGACGUAUUCAAGCAAAACUUUCUAUUUCUGCUCGAUGCCAUAUCGUUUGGAAAGGACAAGAUGAAGGAAACGGAUAACGUGUUGUGUGCGCCACUUGUCGAUGGUUUCGACUACGCACACGUGCGCAAGCAGAUCAAUAGAACGUGGGGUUUCGUAAUGAACUGGCAGAACAUCGAGCCCGUUCACGAGCAGCUGUUGAUACUGUUGCUGGAAAAAGUGUUUGUCCAUCUUGAUAAACCCGUACUACUAACCGACUUCCUUAUGGAUUCACUGGAUGUGGGGGGUACGGUUAGUGUGCUUGCCCUGCAGGGAGUGUUCGUGCUCAUCCAGCAGCAUAACCUGACUUACCCGAACAUCUACGAGAAACUUUACUCCAUGUUUGAGCCGGAGAUUUUUCACACCAAAUUCAAGGCGCGCCUGUUCUACUUGGCAGAUAUCUUCCUAAGUUCUAGUCAUCUUCCGGAAGGACUGGUGGCUGCGUUUGUGAAGCGGCUUGCUCGGCUUGCUCUGAUUGCCCCUCCGCAGGACAUAGUUAUCAUAUUGCGUUUCAUCGGCAAUCUAAUACUACGCCAUCCAGCCCUUAAGCGCCUUAUCUUUCAUCCGACGGGUGGCGAAGCGUCAUGCGAUCCGUACGUAAUGGAGGAGCGCGAUCCGAUGAAAUCAAAAGCGUUGGAAAGCUCGCUCUGGGAGGUAGCUGCUCUGCAAAAUCAUGUACUGCCAACAGUGGCUACGGCAGCCAGAUUCAUCUCGAAUCCUCUCCCGAGCGUAGAAUGGGAUCUUUCGUCAGUUUUGGAAAUCAACGAAAACGAUAUCUUUCAUAAGGAAAUUGUUUCGAAAACAAAAGAUUUUUUCCUAAACAUUGAUCGACCGACAGGGAUGUUUGGAUACUGCGGUGGACAGCUAUCGUCUCAGUACUGGAAGCUAUUUUAAAGGCCUCCCUGGGUUCGGGUGAACUCUCGUCGGUUUAAGUGUAAUGUCCGUUCUAUAAAUCAAUCCGUGUAAGGCCUUCACUUUCGCAUCGAGCCGCAGUCUGAGCAAACACAAUGUGCAUUGUUCAUGGUUCAAGUCGAGUAUAUACUUUGUGAAAGAGGAUAUGCUGUAGCAGCAGAAUAUGCACUGUACCCGUGUUAGGUAGAUUAUCUUAUAGUCAAUGGCAAGCCAAACCCAGGCCAUUUAUAAUACUGUAGCAACAGCAUUACCAUCGAUCUAUUUGCCGGCAUGAAAACGCCAUUCAUGUCGUUUGAUGAGGUGGUAGCAAGAAUUUUUUUAUUUAUUUUGUGUUUUAUACUUCAGCAGCAAGUUAUAUUUUGUAACACAACUAAUGAUAAUUCAAAUUUGCGGGAAAAUAGCACCUGUCUUCAUAGCGCACGUGUCUCGGACAAUGUGAGAGUAUUGCACGGUAGACUUAACAUCGAUAGAAAUAGCCAUUCGCAUGAUGCUGUUCGUUGCAUCUCUUGGAAUUUGUAAUCAUUCACGUUAGUCUUAUUCUUUCCGGAGAGAAGCAAACAAUGUACACACAAUCCAGAUAACGAGAACAAGCGAACAUUUUCCAUUCUUGUUUUGUUUCGUUGAAAUGCGAACCAAAAUAAUGAUUCAGUUGCAGUUAAGCUGAGCCAACCAUCCGAUUACUUUCGGAACGUUCCUAAUAAUCUCGUUAACAGCCGUUUGUUACUAAGAGAUAGUGUUUUUUUUUUACUUUUAUACAUCAGAAAAGGAAAGCAUUUUAGUUUUUACGCAUGUUUUAAGCUCAAUAGGUAUGUUUGUGUUUUAAGUUAGUUGGUUUCCAUGUCUAGGAUUGUUAAAUUGCUUUAAUUUUUUUUUAAAUUACUUUUGUGACUCAGCUUCAGCGAGAAACAACUUUGAUACCCGAUUUAAAAAGUCGGUGUUAAGUGUUGGAAAGUGAAAUUCUUUCUGGUGAUGUAUGAGAACUUGAGAUGGGCAUAUUUUUCACUCACCUGCAUUAAACCAUUUGAGUAGGAUUGUGAUUAAUACUUUUACAAAAGACGGAAACGUAGCUGUGCGUGAUAAAACUCUUGGAUAAGCAGGUAAAUGUGAUUCAAUGUUCAUUAGGAAACAAUUGAUCAAUUAAGCAUACAGAACCGCAACCGUAUUCUUAAUCUCUUUCUCGGAUUUUAGACACAGGAAGCUUCUUUUUGUUGUAAUAUCAUCAAGUUUGAACAUUGAAUUCUCUUUCCGUUGCCGCACAGAGCCAGCUAACGGGUCAAGGUGUUUCUGUAGUCGUACUCCACCUGGGGAAAAUAGUGC
Molecule: messenger RNA, 2865 nt
Organism: Anopheles nili
Lineage: Eukaryota; Metazoa; Arthropoda; Insecta; Diptera; Culicidae
Product: nucleolar complex protein 4 homolog A
Exons: 4
Coding region: 1-1530 (509 amino acids)
Biological process (GO): ribosome biogenesis
Cellular component (GO): nucleolus; Noc4p-Nop14p complex; small-subunit processome
Source: RefSeq, a predicted model, not a curated record